This is a messenger RNA of Gavialis gangeticus (Gharial), 3457 nucleotides long. It is a transcript of the gene ARHGAP12, whose product is annotated as Rho GTPase activating protein 12. The record is from RefSeq and is a predicted model, not a curated record. The transcript has 18 exons. Gene Ontology annotation, molecular function: protein binding. Lineage: Eukaryota; Metazoa; Chordata; Crocodylia; Gavialidae. The coding region runs from base 342 to 2861 and encodes 839 amino acids. Gene Ontology annotation, cellular component: cytoplasm. Gene Ontology annotation, biological process: signal transduction; regulation of GTPase activity.
GGGCCCGGCGGCCGCUGCCUUCGUCUGCACCGUGGUGUUUCCCGCGGGGGACGCGGUUGAGACCGAGGCUGUGACUGGAGGUGUCUCCGGCCGAACCGGAAGUGGUGGCCUGCUGGGGAAAUCCAGUAAAGGCACCAGUCCAUCUCUCCGGUGGCGCUGGUUACUGUCGGGUUGGCUUUUGACCCGCGGCGUCUGUUGGAGCCCCUGUUUCAAGAAAUGUGCUUGCACCGGAUCUGCCGCAACUCAUCUGAUACAAACAGAAAAAGAAACAAAUACCAAAGAAGUAAGCAUAAUGUGGCUUAUCUUUUGUUUGGAAAGUUGAACAGUGUUUUCACUUAGAGAUGGCUGACAAAGGUGGGAAGAUCCUUCCAGUACCGUUAUACAUUGAAGUGGAGUAUGACUAUGAAUACGAGGCAAAGGAUAAAAAGAUUGUGAUAAAACAAGGUGAGAAAUACAUGUUGGUGAAAAAAACUAAUGAUGAUUGGUGGCAAGUCAAAAAGGAGGAACAUUCCAAGCCCUUCUAUGUGCCAGCCCAGUAUGUGAAAGAAGUAACACGAAAAGCACUGAUGCCACCUGUUAAACCAGCAGGUGGACUGCCAAAUAGUUCUUUGAAACUGAUGCAUGCAGGGUUACAGAGGUCAACAGAAAAUGUGAACAAGUCACCAGAACUUUCUAGUUUUGGAAAAACUGCUCCAGUUCAAGUGUCUGGUCUAGUUUGGGAUGCCAAUCAGAAUCUGGGACCAAAUAGUAGCCCAGGUCAAACUGUUUGCUUGAAUCUGGACCUUGCCCAAAAUAAUGGAAAACCAAAUAAUGAGUUACAGUCACCCAAGGUUUCCAGCCAAUACAGGACCCUCUCUGUGGGCCAUUUCCCUUGUCCUGAGUUCAUGGAAAUAGAAAAGACCAGCUUUUCCCUUGAACAGUCUUGUGAUUCAGCAGGAGAAAGCUCAGAAAAAAUCCAUCAAGAUUCAGAAUCUGGAGAUGAACUCAGUAGCAGCUCCACAGAACAAGUUCAGCCAACUACUCUACCAAGCCAAGGGAGGCCUGAUUCACCAGUUUAUGCUAAUUUACAAGAACUGAAAAUAUCUCAGUCUGCACUCCCACCUUAUCCUGCAAACCCACCAAUUCAAGUUAAUGGAGAGUGGGAAACUCAUAAAGACACUACAGGACGCUGUUAUUACUACAAUCGAGGAACACAGGAAAGAACCUGGAAACCUCCACGUUGGACCAGAGACACAAACGUAAAUAAAGGGGAUCCCCAGAGCCAACUAGAUCAUGAGCAUCUUUCAUCAGAAGAAAACGACCACAGUUCUUGUUACAGCCAGUCAGAUAGUCAGUAUGGUUCUCCUCCAAAGGGUUGGUCAGAAGAGUUGGAUGAACAUGGUCAAACCUUAUAUACCAAUGACUAUACUAAUGAAAAGUGGAUAAAACAUGUAGAUGAACAAGGUAGACCAUAUUACUACAGUGCUGAUGGAUCACGUUCAGAAUGGGAACUGCCAAAGUAUAAUGCUUCGCCACAGCAGCAAAGAGAAAUAAUUAAGAGUAGGAGUCUGGACAGGAGGCUACAAGAGCCAAUAGUUUUAACAAAGUGGAGGCACAGCACAAUUGUAUUGGACACCAAUGAUAAGGAUUCUCCAUCUGCUUCCAAGACGAGCUUCCCUGAAAAUGAGUCAUCUCCUUCUUCACCAAAGCACCAAGCCACCGGUCAAGAGAAGUAUGGAUUAUUAAAUGUGACAAAAAUUACAGAAAAUGGGAAAAAAGUUCGGAAAAACUGGACGUCAUCAUGGGCAGUGUUACAAGGUUCGUCAUUAUUGUUCACUAAAACCCAAGGAAGUGGAACUGGCUGGAAGUUUGGGGUUAAUCAAUCUAAGCCAGAAUUUACAGUGGAUCUUAGAGGGGCAUUUAUUGACUGGGCUUCAAAGGACAAAUCCAGCAAAAAGAAUGUCAUUGAGUUGAAAACCCGACAAGGAACUGAACUCUUAAUACAAUCGGAUAAUGACAGUUCGAUUAAUGAGUGGUUUAAAGUUCUUACUUUAACCAUCAAUAAUCAGGCAGUAGAGUCUGAUGAGGCAUUAGAAGAUGAUGUACCAGAUUCCCCAGGGCUGGAAAAGCAAGACAAAGAGAAGGAUAAUAAGGAUUCUAAGAAACUUCGUUCAAUGAAACUGUCUAGCAGUAUAGAUGCUUCAGAACAGAAGAAGACCAAAACAAAGCUGAAGAAAUUUCUCACACGGCGACCUACGUUACAAGCUGUCCGUGAAAAGGGCUACAUUAAGGAUCAGGUGUUUGGCUCAAACCUCACCAGCUUGUGUCAUAGAGAAAACAGCACCGUGCCAAAGUUUGUGAAGCUGUGCAUUGAGCAUGUUGAGGAACAUGGAUUAGAUGUUGAUGGGCUAUACCGAGUCAGUGGCAACCUUGCAGUGAUACAGAAGCUAAGGUUUGCAGUUAAUCAUGAUGAGAAAUUAGACUUGAAUGACAGUAAAUGGGAAGACAUACAUGUCAUCACAGGAGCACUAAAAAUGUUUUUCAGAGAGCUGCCAGAACCACUCUUCACAUAUAAUCACUUCAAUGACUUUGUCAAUGCAAUUAAACAAGAACCAAGACAACGUGUCCAUGCUGUCAAAGAUUUAAUUAAGCAAUUGCCAAAACCAAACCAAGAUACCAUGCAGGUACUUUUCAAACACCUCAAGAGAGUAGUGGAAAAUGGAGAGAAGAACCGAAUGACCUAUCAAAGUAUAGCAAUAGUUUUUGGUCCAACUUUAUUAAAGCCAGAAAAAGAGACUGGUAACAUAGCGGUUCAUACAGUGUACCAGAAUCAGAUUGUAGAAUUAAUUCUGCUGGAAUUGAACUCCAUCUUUGGACGUUGAAGUGUUCUCAGACUGCAAACUGGAAGUGAUGGAUUGGCACCAGUGUCCCAUCAAAAGUCAGAUAUCUCUGUAUGUGAUGUAUUGUGUUCGUGGACCAAGCAGCAUCUUGAUUUUGCACUUUUGGGGGCGGGAAGGAAGAAACAGAAGGAGAGUUUGACCAUUUUAACUGCUAUUUAUGCAAGUUGUUAACAUUUGGAUUUCACUCGUUACAAAAUUUCAGUAGUUUAUACUCUGCGUUUUUUGUAACAAACUACACGUCUAGUAUAGGCAUACACUGGAUUUCUUGGUGAGAAAAACUUGAUUUCAAACUGGAUAAUCUGGAACUGCUUUUUAUUUUAUUUUUUUUUAUUUUUUUUAAGUCCUCCAGUUGGUAGGGCAAGGAAUCUAUCAACUGGCCUUGAAAAUUUAAGUGAAAAGAAUUGCUUCCUAAGCUCUUAUACUAAAUCUGUUUGAUUUAGUAUGAUUUAGAUCUUUUGAUCUGUGUGGAUCAUUUCAGCUGGGUUUCUGCAUGCAGUGGCUUUCUUAAAUUAGUGCUAACAGUGGCCAGUUUGGUUUACAGUAAUCCAAAUCUAAUCCUUCAUUUGAGGCGCUUUUUU